Populus trichocarpa (black cottonwood) is the source of this 1657-nucleotide messenger RNA. Its product is annotated as UDP-glycosyltransferase 88B1. Lineage: Eukaryota; Viridiplantae; Streptophyta; Magnoliopsida; Malpighiales; Salicaceae. The transcript has 2 exons. The record is from RefSeq and is a predicted model, not a curated record. Bases 76 to 1509 code for a protein of 477 amino acids. Gene Ontology annotation, molecular function: UDP-glycosyltransferase activity.
UACUGCGAUAUCAUAUCUCCAUCUUUCUCUCUUUCGGUGGUUGUGGACUUGUGCGAAAACAGAGAAGCCUGCCACAUGGAGGAUACCAUCGUCUUGUACCCAUCACCUGGCAGAGGCCACUUAUUCUCUAUGGUGGAACUAGGAAAGCAAAUUCUCGAACACCACCCUUCAAUCUCAAUUACAAUCAUAAUCUCCGCCAUGCCAACUGAAUCAAUCUCCAUUGAUGACCCCUACUUUUCCACACUCUGCAACACCAAUCCCUCCAUAACUCUUAUUCACCUCCCUCAAGUUUCUCUCCCUCCCAACACCUCCUUUUCUCCUCUAGAUUUCGUAGCCUCUUUCUUUGAGCUCCCUGAGCUCAACAACACCAACCUCCACCAGACCCUCUUAAAUCUUUCUAAAUCCUCCAAUAUAAAAGCCUUCAUUAUAGAUUUCUUCUGCAGUGCUGCUUUUGAGUUUGUGUCCUCUAGACACAACAUCCCCAUUUACUUUUUCUACACUACUUGUGCAAGUGGCCUCUCCAUGUUUCUUCACCUCCCUAUCCUUGAUAAGAUCAUCACAAAGAGCUUGAAAGACCUUGACAUAAUUAUUGAUUUACCUGGCAUACCAAAAAUUCCAUCAAAAGAGUUGCCACCGGCUAUUUCUGACCGGUCCCACAGAGUUUACCAAUACCUCGUUGACACUGCCAAGCUGAUGAUCAAGUCUGCAGGACUCAUAAUAAAUACAUUUGAGUUACUUGAACGUAAGGCACUUCAGGCAAUACAAGAAGGAAAGUGCGGCGCCCCAGAUGAGCCAGUACCACCAUUGUUUUGCGUUGGUCCACUUUUAACCACUAGCGAAAGCAAAAGCGAACACGAGUGUCUGACUUGGCUUGACUCGCAACCAACCCGCAGUGUUUUAUUUCUUUGUUUCGGCAGCAUGGGAGUCUUUAAUUCGCGUCAGUUAAGGGAAACGGCUAUUGGGUUGGAGAAAAGUGGUGUUAGGUUCUUGUGGGUGGUGCGUCCUCCCCUGGCUGAUAGCCAAACCCAAGCAGGCAGGUCAAGCACUCCAAAUGAGCCAUGUUUGGAUUUACUUUUGCCGGAAGGGUUCUUGGAGAGAACCAAAGAUCGGGGAUUUCUAGUGAAUUCAUGGGCACCACAAGUUGAAAUACUCAACCACGGCUCGGUUGGAGGGUUUGUGACUCAUUGUGGAUGGAAUUCUGUACUUGAAGCCCUGUGUGCUGGGGUGCCAAUGGUGGCUUGGCCUCUGUAUGCAGAGCAAAGGAUGAAUAGGAUUUUCUUGGUUGAGGAAAUGAAGGUGGCUCUAGCAUUUAGAGAAGCUGGGGACGAUCACUUUGUGAACGCGGCCGAGCUGGAGGAGCGUGUGAUUGAGCUGAUGAACUCGAAGAAAGGUGAAGCCGUUCGAGAAAGGGUUCUGAAACUUAGGGAGGAUGCGGUGGUGGCAAAGAGUGACGGAGGAUCUUCUUGCAUAGCCAUGGCUAAGUUGGUGGAUUGUUUUAAAAAAGGUUAAUCAUUGUAAACCGCGGGCUUGAAACCAUGAGUGUUCAACAAUGGGAUCUAUCUUGUUUGCUGAUCAUUUUUACCUGAACAUGAACUUUCAAUAUGUAAUCUUUCAAAAGAAAAGUAAAUUCAAAUUAAGUUGGUGCUCUGUUUGCUAA